AUGCUGCAUCGAUACCUGCCACACCUCUUUAACGAUGACUCCAUUCCACCACAGCAGACAGUAGAGGGAACCACUGAGCUCUCAGUUGCUCCAGUGGCAAUAUCUAAUAUAAAGGAAGAGGACAGAUUCUAUCCUUUCUCCCUCCCACCACUGGCUCAGCGGUUCAUUGGCAAUUCAAUCAUUGUCCCAGAAACCUCCCAGCCUGCUGUUUCAGCCACAGAGUGCCGAGUUGCCAAAGAGGCCACUGCAGACACAGCCACUGUCAAGACAGAGAACCGAUGGGCAGCCAGAAGUCUUCCUUCAGUGCUGCCUCCAUGCCUGCCACCAAUCUUUGACGAUGACUUCAUGCCUCCAGAGCAGACAGUAGAGGAUGCCUAUGAGGUCUCAGGUGCUACAGAGAACACUUCAGGCACAGCUACUGUUGAUGGAGUGGACAGAUCAACAGCUAAAUGCCCUGUCCCAAUGCUGCCUCCAAGUCUGCCACCUGUCUUUGGCAUUGACUACAAACUGCCAGAGGAGGCAGUAGAGGGAACCAACAAGUGUCCAGUCGCCAGUGAAUCUGCCGCUUCCGUGUCCGCUGUCCUCCAAGAGGAGUUUUCAGCUGAUAAGAGUCUUCCUGCACCCGCAGCACUGCCUCUAAGGCUGCCCUGCACCCACAGCAUUGACCACAAACAGCUAUGGGAGAAAGUUGAGGACAACACAGAGUUCUCAGUAGACAAAGAAGCAACUGUUGCCAUUUACACUUGGGAAGAUAAAAGUCCUUCAGUUCUGCCAUGCAUCCACAACAACAACGACCACCAACUACCAGAGGAGACAGUUGAGGACAACACAGAGUGCUCAGUUGACACCGAGGCAAGUGCAGUUGCAUCCACUGUCAAGAGAGAGGAACUGACAGGUGAUAAAAGCCCUGUCCGAGCAAUUCCUCCAAUCCUGGGAUGCAUCCAUGACAAGGACCACAAGGAGCCAGAGCAGAAAGUGAAGGGCCCUAGUGAAGAGGUGGAUCUCUGCCCUCACACUCACCAGCUGGACCCAGAUGUUAACUUAACUCUGGCAACCCGCAAUGAUGAACCCAGGACCUGGACCCUGGAAGAGGCAAAGGAUUAUUGGAUAGGCCUUGAAAUUGAGAGUGAAGAGAGGAGCGUCAAGGAGGAGGUGAGACAGAGGGAGGGAUUGAAGCGUGAGGCGGACUGUGCCCAUUCCAAGAGCUCCAAUGGGAUGGCUUCAUCAGAGAGAGCAGAGACCAUCCUUGGAAGAGUGGGCUUUCUGGUCAUGAACCACAUGCAGAAAAUCCCAUUUUUGAAGAUGAAGGAAAAAGAGAAAAAUAAGAAACUGCAGAAGAAGUUGAAAGAUGACGAGAAAGAGAGAAAGGAGAAGAAAAACAAGGAGGAGGAGAACAAAAAGAGGGAGAAGAAAGAGAUGAAUGAGAGAGAGAAAGAGCAGAAGAAAGUCAUGAAGGCUGAGAAAAAGAGGGAGAAGUUAGAACAGAAAAAGAGAGAGAAGGAAAGAAAAGAGAAGGAAAAGGCAGAGAAAAAGAGGUUAGAGGGGCUGAUGAAGAUACAUAAUGACAUGAUGAAAGACAGGAUUAAGAAAGAGAAGAAGUGUUCUGAGGAGAUGAAAAAGAGAGAGAAAGCUCAAACUGAGUUCUUGGAGAAGGAGAGAAAGAUUCAAGAAAAGGAGGAGAAGAAGAGAGAAAAGAGGAGGAAAGAGGAGAGGAAGAGACUAGAGAAGACGAAAAAGAGGGAGCCAGCUGGAGGUGGAACUGACAGGGUGAUAGAAGAGCAGGGAAAGGAUGAAAGCUUGAAGAUGGAUGAGUAG
Oncorhynchus nerka (sockeye salmon) is the source of this 1815-nucleotide messenger RNA. RefSeq names its product RNA-binding protein 25-like. The transcript is spliced from 2 exons. The record is from RefSeq and is a predicted model, not a curated record. NCBI's taxonomy places the organism in Eukaryota, Metazoa, Chordata, Actinopteri, Salmoniformes, Salmonidae. The coding region runs from base 1 to 1815 and encodes 604 amino acids.